GAGGCCUGUCAUGAGCCCAAAAUCAAAACAAUGAAAUAUGUCAUGCUAAACUAACACUGACCUACUUUCAUUAUUUUUUAUCUUGUACUGGUUUAAAUGAUCUGCUGUUCAGAGAGAAAUAAAUUGUUGCAUUAGUUUUACACAUGCCAGAACAUCGUUAAUGAGGUUUUAUCUUUUAUUAAUAAAGCUAAGCACAGUGUGAACCUGUUCUCUCAGUUAUGAUUAACCAUAACUGUAAGCCGUCUGAAAGCUGGAUAAUAUCUUCUGAUAAAGCCUGUGACCUUGAGCGUCUCAGCCAAUCGCAGCGGCUCACAUGUGUGCACCAGCGUCUCCGUGCUUUAUUCUUCAUUCACUGCUGGAGAUCCAGAGGAAGGGAAAGACAUGGACGUCUAACGCUAUGAUUUCUCCAGACGCAUUACAUCUGACCUUCAUCACGGCCUGUGAACAAACUCUCAUCUGGACGUAUGUAUUGAGCUUCUGAUCCACACUUGCACAAACUAACGACAUGUUUAAUGUGUGCUUGAGAAGUUUAGUUGCAAAGAAUAGCAUUUACAGGACCUGAAGAAAAUGUCUAUAAUAAAUAAAAAAGGUGUGCUGUGAUCAGCUCAUUGAUCGUUCAGCAGCAGGGUCAGGUUAGGGUCAGUUGUUCUUGUAUUGGUGAUAACUGUGAGGAUGUGUUCUGGAUAAGAGUGUGAUGACGGGGAGUGAGCCUCCUCUGCUGCCCCCAUCUGGUGAGGAGGAGGUGUUCUUCAAGAAUUACAUCCCACCUGCUCGAGACGCCAUCCAUCUGCCCAUUCACAUCUUCUACAUCAUCCUCGCCUCCAUCAUCAUAGUGAUGACGCUCUACGCCAUCAUCGGCCACCUCAUCAAAGACCUGAUACAUGACUUGGCAGACUCUCUGUUCGGUCAGCAGCCGGAGGAGGUGCAGCUCAAUCUGUGCGAGGCCAAAGACAAAUUCAUGGCCGACUGGUGUCCUGAGACCAGCCCAGAGCUGGAGGAGAUGGCCCGAGUCGAGGAGAACCGGGUGGUGAUGGAGGGUAACAGAUACACACCGGCCAUCUGGAUCAUCUCUGACGGGACCGAGCCCAGAGCACCGCGCACCGGGCCCCGGGUCGUGUUCGGCAAGAAUGUAUAGAGCAGGGGGACCAGACCUCAGCUCAACUUCCCUUCGGAUGUUUCUAGUCAGUCUGAAGACCUUAAUACAUCUUUAUAACAUGAUGAGAGUAGAGCAGAAAUCAGACUCACACACUCAGAUG
This is a messenger RNA of Carassius carassius (crucian carp), 1256 nucleotides long. RefSeq lists its product as uncharacterized. The coding region runs from base 695 to 1135 and encodes 146 amino acids. The record is from RefSeq and is a predicted model, not a curated record. The transcript is spliced from 2 exons. Lineage: Eukaryota; Metazoa; Chordata; Actinopteri; Cypriniformes; Cyprinidae.